Molecule: messenger RNA, 861 nt
Organism: Elaeis guineensis (African oil palm)
Lineage: Eukaryota; Viridiplantae; Streptophyta; Magnoliopsida; Arecales; Arecaceae
Source: RefSeq, a predicted model, not a curated record
AUGGAGCUCCAACUUCAAGCCACCAGCUCAUUACCUUUGUUAUCACCUCAACUCCUCUCUGGUCCAGGUGACGGUGACUCCAUUGGACUCUUUGGUUCGUCCCUUGCAGGGGAAAUCGGCGGACGUGAUGGAGCCUCCCCUCCUUUCUCUUCGGGUGAAGGGCAGAGCCUCACUUUGUCUCCCCCUCUUUCUGCUUGUUCUGUGGUCCAGUGUGUUGGAGCUGAAGAAACUACUACGAUGGAGAAUGGUAGGUGCUGCCAAGCCCUCUUUUUGAACAACUUUCCUGAUUUAGUCCGUAAACAUAAGCCUGAUGUAUUUUGUAUUUUGGAGUCUCGCCUUUCUGGGGAGUCUAUUCAGAAAUUCCAUAGAAGUGUGGGCAGCCAGUGGCAUAUCUUCGUUAUUCCCUUGUUUGAUAGUUCUAAUAGGCAGCUGGCUGCGGGUGUUGUAACUGCUCCUGGCGUGCAACCCUGGCUUCUUCGGGUGGUGUACGCCAGCACAAGUUAUCGCAAGCACAGCAUUCUCUGGGAGAUGGCUGCCACCAUCAUUGGCUUUGGGCAUCCUGUUUUAUUGAUCAGUGAUUUCAAUGUUAUCACCAGCAGUAAUGAGAAGCUGGGUGGACAGGCCUUCACUGCCGAUAUUGAAGUGUGUGAAUUCAGAAACUUUGUGAAUUUUUCUGCUGUGAUUGACGUGGGAUUUAGUGGUAGUGCCUUCACAUGGUGGAAUAAUAGGUUUGGACAAGCUCGGAUUUGGGAGAGAUUAGAAAAAGCACUUGCUACUAAUAGCUGGAUCAAUUGGUUUCCUGACUCCACUGUUACUCACCUGCCUAGAAUUAGAUUGGACUACUGCCCUCCGCUGCUCCAG